This is a messenger RNA of Chroicocephalus ridibundus (black-headed gull), 10443 nucleotides long. RefSeq names its product receptor accessory protein 2 (gene REEP2). Gene Ontology annotation, cellular component: endoplasmic reticulum membrane; cytoplasmic microtubule. Bases 92 to 889 code for a protein of 265 amino acids. The record is from RefSeq and is a predicted model, not a curated record. Gene Ontology annotation, molecular function: microtubule binding; taste receptor binding. NCBI's taxonomy places the organism in Eukaryota, Metazoa, Chordata, Aves, Charadriiformes, Laridae. The transcript has 8 exons.
GGCGCCCGGGCGGGGCUGCGCUUGCUGCAGGGACCCGCCCUGGAAGAGCCGCUGCCGCCGCCAGCCCCGGGAGCCGCCGCCCGGCGCCGCCAUGGUCUCCUGGAUCAUCUCCCGCCUGGUGGUGCUGAUCUUCGGCACCCUCUACCCCGCGUACUCCUCCUACAAGGCCGUAAAGACGAAAAACGUGAAGGAAUAUGUGAAGUGGAUGAUGUACUGGAUUGUGUUUGCCUUUUUCACCACUGCAGAAACACUCACAGACAUUGUUCUUUCUUGGUUUCCCUUUUAUUUCGAGCUGAAAAUCGCAUUUGUGAUUUGGCUGCUCUCCCCUUACACCAAGGGCUCCAGUGUCCUCUACAGGAAGUUUGUGCACCCAACGCUCUCCAAUAAGGAGAAGGAAAUUGAUGAAUACAUUACUCAGGCUCGUGACAAGAGCUAUGAAACCAUGAUGCGAGUUGGCAAGAGAGGGUUAAACCUUGCUGCCAAUGCAGCAGUUACUGCAGCUGCAAAGGGCCAGGGCGUUUUGUCUGAGAAGCUGCGAAGUUUCAGCAUGCAGGAUCUCACUCUGAUCCGGGAUGAAGAUACUGUGCAUAUGCGAAGCCAUGAGCCACAACUGCACCCAUCUGGUGGGAGUCUUCUUGAAACCAUUGAAGAUUCAGCUUCGUGUUACUCCUCAGGCGAGGAGAGCAGUGUGGCACAGAGGUCUAACGGAACCCCAUCGGAAGCUAGAACAGACCCAUCAGAUGAAGAUGCAGGAGACAAACUUCCUAAACGUACCCAGAGUCUCAAAGCUCCUAAAAAGAUGAUGAAAACUGAGCUUCCAGUGAGAAGUGUGAAAGCCCGCCCUAAGAAGAAAGCUGCCGGCUCUGUCACUUCUGGCGAGUCAUCCUAAGGAGACCUCCCCCUCCCCAGCAACUGUCUCUGUCCUGGGAUUUGCCUGUCACUUUUGAGGGGAAACUCCCCGAAGGAAGGGAGCCGAGAUUCAUGUACAUAACAGAUAACUGCUUUGUAGAGCUCAUUCCAAGGCAAGGGGGAGGCUGGGAUUCAGAAAGUGGAGUAGAGGAUACACAUCCUCAGGAAUUUUCUCCUUUCAUCUCUCUGUUGGAGGGAAUGCUGAUAUGUCUGUACAUAGCCUGUUGCUUUGGAAUUCCCACUGUAUAACCCUAGUUGGGGAGAAUCUUUGCUGGAAGAACUGGCUAGGGUUAGAGACAUCCAUUGCACAGAAGCUGGAAAAACAUUAGACACUGGAGUUCCACAGGGGUGGGUGGCUCCCUAAAAUGUCUUAUCUUGCUCUGGGUAUUCUUCUGCAGCUGUGUGUUGUUAAGAAGUGCCCACCAUGAUUCAUCCUCCUUAAGAAAGGACCAUACCUGUCACAUCCAUCCCCUUUGAGAAGGUGACUGAAAUGAUACACACUGAGUGCUUUUGAACGUAAAGGACUAGCUCAUGGGAAGGGUAUGCUAGAUUCACGUUACUAGUACUGGAAGAUGAAGAGAUUGGGUUUUUUGGUUUUGGUUUUGUUUUUUUUUUCUCUGGAAGGUGAAGGGAGGUAAUUGAAAAACUGAGUAAUGAAGAAAAUGUGCUGUUAUAUGCACAGGUGAUGGAGUAGCUGCAGGUAUUUAUACGAGUUAACUAUUGAGAAGGAAAGCUGGGCAUCCAUAAGAUUUUGGCUCUUCUUGAAGCUGCUUGAAUUUUAUUUCAGAUUCUGUUUCACUUUGAUUCCUGUGAGAGCAUCAGAGUGAUGCGAGUCCCACGCAGUGGGAAAAGUUGGCAGGGAGACUGUUGCUUUGCCAUUUACUGGUUGAACUCCAUGUCAUCCUGAUGCUUGUUACGAUGGACAAAUUCUUGCAUUCUAGCAGAUGACUGGGGAAAAUCUGGCUCAAUAUAGUCUGCGGGAAUACUUGAGAAUUUCAGAGGCCCUUAUCUCUCAGCUUUAGGAGAUCCAGUCCUCAGGGCAUGAGAACUGAUAAAUAGCUGAUGUAUGAAUUUUGCUAAUUCCAGGAUUCCAUUUAUGUGGGAUAAAAAGCAGGGAGUAGGGAACAAUACUGUGUUUAAACAGUUCUCUUGCUUUAUCCUACUGCAGCCCUUGCACAAAUUUGCUGUCUGACCGUGUGCCAUGUUUAUCAAUGUCCUGAAACUUGAGCAAUAUGUAACACUUGGGACAGAACUACAAUUGAAUGUAGACUAUGUAUUGUGGGAGUGAAAUUGCAGUACUGCAGAGAAAAUUUGCAUCAUGCCAAGCCAUACUGGAUCUGUUGAACGUUGUUAAGGGGAGAUCCCCUGUACACAUGCCAACAGGGUCAGUGGGAAUUUAUGAGGGGUAGGGUUUCUGUCCCUGUAAUGGGGGGAGCACCCAUUAUAGAUCACCAACUAGUUAUCAAAGGAACCUGGCUCCUCCGUCUGUGCUGAAGACCAUUCUUAGCUCUAGGUGCAGGCAUCUGUGUUUGACCACGUCUUUUGCUGUCACGUUUCUGAAAUUAUGGUGGAUUCUUCACAGGGCCCAGUAUUUUGCUGUUGACAAUGUAUAGACGCACUUCCGCAAGUGGCAUCCCACAAGUAUUUCUGUCCUACAGAACAGCCCUUCAGAAGUUUGCAAAGUUGAAGAUUAGGACUGAACUUUUUCUUGUUUCCCAUUGUCUUGAUGGCAAAUUGUUAUGAAUUGACUAGUUAUUUUAGGAGACCAAUUAAGUUGGGUUCACUUUUAUUUGUAGCUUUCAAAAAUUGAAGUCUUGACAGACCAUGUCAGAAACUUGCAUCUUGUCAGAAAUACUUGUCCUAAAUUAUCAACAAGGCCUUAUCCAGAAGCCUGCAGAAAAUCCUUGAUUUGGCUUUGAGUUUUGAGUUUCACAGAAAAAGAACCAAGUAUUUUGUUCUUUUUAGUUUGUUGGAAAAUAUCAUAUAGAUGUCUCACUAGUACAUUGCAAAGGCAUGUCCUGAAGCAGGAAUUCUCUCUGUGUCAAACGGAAAUUCCUCUUUCCAUACGAGGGAUAAAAAUCUUUACUGAUUAUGUGGAUGAUUCAGUUGUGAGGAAUUGCUGUCCUAGAUUUUACUGUACUGAACAAGACAGAACCAUUAUUCUCUAUAUACCAAGUAUCUUUAUGACCACAUUUCUGGAUUAUUAUUUUUUUUGUAACUAGAAAUUUCCAUAGCAAAUUAUCUAUGUUAAGUCAUUGUGAGGGACUUGGUUUGGAAGCCAAGGGCUGGUUAGUCUCCUCUUAAUGCUGAUCUUCAUGCCCUUUCCUUUUGCGUGCGUUGUGAUGGUCUUGGGUUACUCAGUUUUUGUACAGUGACUUUCCAGAAUGUUUUCUAGAAUCAGUUCAUUUGUAGUAACUCUUCCUGCUCCGAAGCAGACUCAGUUUGAGGAAGACUUACUUUGGGCAUUUGGAUUUACCUUUGUCUUCCUGAGCUAGGUCCUGUGCUAAGUACUUAGCAUUGAUGCUUGAUGUCGUUAGCCUGUGGGUAAGUACGGGUCAGUUUUACUCUGACUUUUGUUGUACAGGGGAAUUAAGCGACUACUUGUUGUAAGGGAGAGUCUGGAGUAGAGUCAGGGGCUAUUACCUAAUAUGUGAUACAAAGCUGGUGAUGUCAAGCAGAAGAACUUAUCCAGAGCAAGAACGAUGUCUUAGCAUGGACACUAUUUUCUUCUUCCAGUGCAAAUGUGACUGCUAGAUUGUGUUCUGCUUGGUCAGAGCCUCUGCAGAUUGGCCAUCACACACGUGACCUCUUAGUGAGUUUCUAGAUAUAAUUCUGCAUUGGACGGCAUGGUCUUGCAUAGAAAUUCUCUUGUUAAUGAGAACGCUGAAUGUGCUGUUUUGGUAAAAUGCUUUUAUCAGCUGUUGUUCAGUGUUGCCAGCAGGAAAUGCUGGAAUGUAGUUUCUCUUCAGUAUCAUCUGUGAGCUUCAUUGUGCAAUUAAGCAAAUGUCUAAAUCCUCACCUAGCAGUAAAACCCAUUGUGUUCAGUGUUUAUACCCCUUUCCUAAUAUGCUUGAGCACAGAGAGAAACAGAGUGAGAGAAAAUGAUACCUGAAGUUGGGGAGGUGGGGGAGAUGGUACAUAUGUGUCGUUUGUGUGCCUAAAAUUAUCCUAGAAUACCUGUACCGUGAGGUACAAAAUGAAGCCAUGACUGCCUUUUGGAAGGAAAAGUUGUACCUCGAUGCUUUAUAAUACUGAGAGUCAGUGUUAUGCUGUUGGAAAAGAAAACAGUGAAAUGUGUUUUCCCUUCUGAAAAACUUAAUGAUUUGCUGCAUAAAAGGGAAAAAUGUUUUCUUGCUUGGCAGUAUCCUCCAUGGUGGGUAAGCAAUAGGAGAAUAUAGGGGAGACUACUGUCAGGUUUUAAACCCUACACUUCAACUAAACAUCUUAAUUUUGAUUCUGCAGCCUUGUGUUUCUGAGUCCGGGGGACUGAUUUCUUUUAGACUAGAUGAAUUCCUUGGUAGGUAGAAGGUGUAUUAGAGAGAGGGAUGCUGGUGUUCUUAAAAUUGCAAGGCUUGUUCUGGGGAAGCUACAUCUUCCCCCAUUUUAGUGAAUUGAGUUCCAUUCAUUGUCCUUUUGCAGUACUGGGCUUGCUGUUUUAUAUACAUCCCUCUUGGAAGUAUGACUCACUCACAAUAUAUGGCCAAACCAUUUCUGCCUUGAAAAGCAAGAUUUCUAGAGAACCUCAACUUUCCAGAAAAUUUUAUUCUUUGACACCUCAAUCAGCAUGAAAUAUAGUGCCUUAAGAGGAAAGUGGGAUAACUAUGGAAUACUCUGCUGGUUCUCUGAUCCGCACAUAGCAUUGUUUCAAGGAGGCUUGCGUGUUAACUGUGAAGUGUUGUUGCAUGCUUGAGAGCAGCUGUUGAAUUGAGCUGAGUUUUCCUGUCUGUCUUCCAAACGUGCAUAUAAUGCUGGAAAGUGUGGCUCAUUGCCUAAGGGAGAAAUCUAGGGGAAAAAAAAAUUCUUAUCCUUCUUUCUGAUGCGGACACUAUAUUGUCAGAUUACUCUGCUGCUUGCUGGGGAGAUGCUGAGUCACAUCUCUCUAUGUAACUGGUCAAUACCAUAGCAUUUCUUCUUUUACCCACUAAGAAUUUGUGAUGCGCCACCUGGCUGAAGCAUCUUGUGGUGCCGCUUUCUGAGUUGCCCUGUAAAGUCAGGUAUGUGGAAAACCAGCAAAGUAUUCUGAAGCUAUAUGAGCUCAUAGAGUCGUUGGUGCUGGAAGGGACCUCUGGAGGUCACCUGCUUCAGCUUCCCUGCUCAGGCUGAGCCACCUAGAGCUGGGAGCCCAGGGGUUCCUCCGUGCUAUUUGUGCUUUGGAGCCUACUGAAUUUAGUGUUUAAGAGCUGGUAUGUGCAGAAAUGCAUAUGCUGUAUGGGGAUGUGCUUUAGUGUUACUGAGGAGAAAGGAUUCCUGGUCACCUUUCAUCUGGAAUUUGGCACUGUUACAAGACACUAUCAGCAUAACUCAGUCUUACGUUAUUUCUAGGUGUUGUUAAGAAGCCUAGAGGCUUCAGAAGAGGUCUUAAGAGGUGUGCAGAGGAACUUGUGAGAACAAUUGCUGUGAGCAGUAAAUGAAGACAAUAAAUCUGCCCAGCAGCUAAGAAUGCAUCUUGUGGGAUAGAAUUAGAUUAGAAAAUGGGCUGCGUACAGUACAGAGUUGUCCAGGAAAUACUGAUGACUUUCUGAUCCUCGAGCAAUACUUAAACUCUGCACUCUACAGCCUGAUUUCUUUCUUACAGCACCUCUCUCUCUUUGUCUUACCUUCCUAAGCUGGGCUUGAGCUACAUGCAUGGAGAUUCUUUAACCUUUCUUCACUUCAGAACAAUAAAGUUUAAAUUUUACCUCAGCAGGCAGGUGAUCUGCGGGGAGGACCAGAUGAGCGUCAAGUAUCUCGCAUCACUUUGUAGUAGAUGUGUUAUGCUGGGGAAGCACCAGCAGGGAGCUCCAGAGGAUGCAUUCAUCUGGGAAAUUACCCCCACACACACAAAGCCUGCAUUUCUGGAUGAACCAAAUGCUGGACUUUGCGACGCUCAUAUAUACAAUUGUCUGUAGAAUCCCAAAACUCGAUGUCACAAUUGCCAGUGCUCUGUUUCUGAUGAGAACUGGAAUCAAAAUAAUAUGAAGUGAAAAGAAACAGUGGCAAAUUGGCAGGUUUUUUUUCUGCAAUUUCCUGUGUAAAUUUAGGUAUUUGCUGCUUCUUUGCCUAAAACCUUUCCGUAAACCCCUUGCAAGCAAACCGUUAACUUCCUUGCUCUGUUUCUCAGCUGCUAUCCUUUCACGACCUGGUUAUGUUUCUUAUGUUUUCUCUUAUUAAGCAAGGGACUGCUUCCACCUUGCUGACUGCGGAGACAUGAAAAAUACUGUCUUUUAGAACUGAAAUUUACCUUUUUUCCGUUACUUAAUCCUAUGACCUAGAAUCGUACAGUGACUUCUACAACAAGGCCUAAGGCUGGAUUCCCAGGAGGGAGCGUGAGUGUCUAUAGCCGAUAGUGUAGUUUGAUGUAGUUCCCUUUUCUUGCAGUGGGUUUUGGCUGAAAUACGCUUACUGCAGACCCUUUGUACAAGAGCGUUCUGCCUGCAUUUAGCCAAAUAAUGUUAGAAGUAAUGUUUGUGGGAAGGCUGCAAAAGUGAGUGAACUCUAAAGGAGCAAGAGUUCAACUGUCUGAGACGAUCUGAAAGAUUUGUUGCAGCAGUAGAAAUGGAUUGCUGUGCUGAUUUACCAAGGACGGGGAAUUCAGUCAUGUUCUUCGCAGCAGGUCAGGGAGGAGAGCCAGGCUGGAUGGCAAGCAUAUAAAAUUGUUAUGUACAAGGGAAUUAAGCUUUUAUCAUAAGUAAUGCUUAGUAACUUCCCAAAAAGAAAGCAAGUUGAAAAUUUAUGGUGACUUUAUAAAAUUAGGCGGUAAAUUAUCCUGAUCAUCAAACCUAGUAUUGAAUACAAACCUUUUGCAGUCAUGCUGCUGCCUUUUUGGGAAGGCACUGAGUUGGCGGAAUCCUUACUUUUGACGACUCUGUUAGAGUAUUUCUCAAAUGUUUUGAAUGCCACAUAGAGAUAAACGAAAUUUUUAUUUUGACAUGUGACCGUGAAUUCAUGUCUGAAUUCAGGCAUGCUGAGCUAUGUGUGAGACAGUGUUGGUUGAACGAAAGCCCAAUAAGAAAAUCGAGAAGCUGAGGGAGACCUGGCCAGGUAAAGGUGACUGAAGGGCCUUCCUUGAAGUGCAGAAAUUAGGGACUAUGCAGCGAUGCUUGGUUUUGGUUCAACAUUUUCAUGACAGAUUUCCUGUUGGCACCGUGCUGGUCUAAAGGCAGUAAGGCCCAGGGAGGGUUGUGAAUUGCUUUUUGUCCACCAGAGGGUAUAAGCAUAACAUACAGUCACCGAAAAUGAGCGAGCAGAGACUUGUCUGACAAAGAGCUGAAUUACAAGAGGUUGAGCGUCAGUAUUGCCUGUGUAUGAGCGUGAAGGCCCUGCUUAAAAAAUGGGGGGGGACACAAACUGUGGCUCUAGUGGAGAAAUAUGGAGUGAUACUGUAGUUAACCCCUGACCAAAAAGGCUAUUUAGGCUUGCUGGGCUUUCUAAUUAGGCCACUUUCCAGCGAGGCUUGCUGAGACAAUAGUCGUAGAGAAUAACUGUCCUCAAAUCUUUUUGGUUUGGUUUCCGUUCAGACCACUUUCUAGCUGCAGGAAGGAGCAAUGGCAAUGUUUGUGAUGUAUUCUCCCCCGCUUUUGCAAUUAACCACUUUCUGUGUGUUUAUGUACUUCAGUAGUGUUGCCCUAAUUUAUACUCUGAAUUUUGUAGUAUUUCCUGUUAAGAAUGAGUAGUUUAUUUCAAUCGGAUCUGCUUUCUGUGAAAAUAGAAGCAAUUCUAAUCUAAAAAUACAGAUGUAUCUAAUGGUUACUAUGGUAAUUUGUGACCAUGGCAACAGAGAGUUAACAUGCUGAAGAAUAGACAGGUUCGUUCUUUUUUUGUCUCUUUUUUUCUUUUUUUUUUUUUUUUUAGUCAACAACCUAAUCAAUGGUGCAAGCAUUUCAGGAAAAAAACACCGACUUUAUUUCUUACCAAUACAAGAUCAUAUGGGUAGAAGGGAUUGUGACAUUGUCUCACAUAAGAUUUUUAUAGAAAAGCUGAUGAAGUACAGGCUGGAUGAGCUGGAUGAGCGGACAGUGAGGUGGGUAAAAAACCGUCUGCACGGGCAGGCCUAGAGCAUGGUGAUCAGUCCCAGGAAGGCUAAUUGGAGGCCAGCAGCUGGCAGCAUAGCCCCGGGCUCGGUACGGAGUCUGGCCUUGGUCACCGUCUUCAUUAAUGAUCUGGAUGAGGGGACAGAGGGUACCCUCGGUGAGUUUGCUGAUAGCACAAAGCUGGGAGGGGUGGUCAAUAUGCCAGAAAGUUGUGCAGGAAGCAGCAAAAGGUACGUAUAGUAUCUGACCUUGCAUCUCAAAAUAUAUGGAAAUCCUAAUACGAACAUAAUGAGACAGUCUGAGGUUCUUUCUGAUGUUCAGGAAGAGGAGGUCUUUUAUCUGCAACAUCAUAGAUGGAGACUUACAGACUGAAGAAUGGUCCAGGACGUACCAGGAGCUUGCUGUAGGAAAGAGAAAUAGAAUUUAGAAUAGGGCUGGGGAUUCUUCAUUGUCAGACUUUGGGGGGGGGGGGGGGAUAAAAAACACGAAAAAACCAGAAGAUCAGUACAUUUCUGUUCUAUUUUUCCAUCAUAUGAUCAGAGUUAAAUAAACAACAUAGUGCUUUAAGGCAGGUGCUAAAUUUCAGCUACACUUUGGGGAUUGCUCUGACGUAGUUGAGACCCCAAGAGCUUGUGUUGCAUUAUAGGAAACACUUAGUAAUGAUUUAAGGAGUUGUAUUUAUAAGAAAUUAAUAUAUUAUUAAGGGAGUUAGGAAUGGGCUCUCAUGACUAAGCCUCGUAUUUAGUGAAUGGCUAUCUCUGCAGCAUAGAGCUAAUGUAAAGGCUCUCUACUAGCAACACUCAGUGUCAGUUUUAUAAGGAAAUGUGCUGGGUAUAAGUUUAGCCAAAGCCAAAUCACAGAAUUUUCCAAGCUUUCUGUUUUUCCUAGGCCCUACUGGGGAAUCUGGCAACUGAAUGGAAAUCACAGCAUUGCUGCUGUCUCUUGCUCGUUUGGGGCAAUUAAUAUCUUGAAUUAAAUAGAAUCUAAACUGCAUUCAAAAGCCAAUUUUUGUAAAAGCCCGCUAUUGUGACCAUUCUGUAUUUGCCACAGGAAUACAGUAACUGAUCGGUGGAGCCACUGUGGUGCUCAGUAUUACCUCAGAAAAGAGAAAACGGAGAAAAGGCCGGCCCAAACUGACUUGGUUCAGCUAGCCCAGUCUCCUGUCUCCGAUACCGCUCAGUCUAUUUGAUGAGCAGUGGGCAGUCUGGAAUUAACACACACGUUGGAAAGCCUCUGCUUGACACCGUCACCUUUUGACUCAUGCUCUGAAGCUCGGUGAUGUUAAAUGAGUGGGUUACUGGGGGUUUUUUGGGGAGAGGGAGUAGUUUGAAUUCAUUCACUAGGUUUUUUGGUUACUUGCUGCAGUAUUACGACUUAAAUACAGAAACCCUAAGGCAUCCUAAUUUUGUGUUGUGCUUGCUUUGUUUAAACUAGACCUUUCUAGGUAUCUUUUUACAUCCUCUUUUGUGAAGACCAUUAAAAAAAUCAUGUAUUAUUUCUUCGAUAUCCUGCUCUUUUGCUCUCAUGUAUUUUCCCCUGUUUCAAAGGCCCUGUUGUUUGUCUUCCGUUUCUCCCCAAAGUAUGAUACAGAAGAUUUAAUCGGUGCAGAUGUGCUUUCAUUCCACAGGGUGGCAGCUAAUUCUUACUUCCUUUCUCAUUUAUUUUGACGUUUCUGCUAGAAGUAGCUUUCCUGGCCAAGUUCCCCUCUGAGACAUAAUGGUCAUGAACGUGUAAAUACAGCCUUUCUGUUGGGGUUAAAGAGUAUUGGGAAAAGCUUAUUAUAUUGUGGCUGUUCAGGCUGUAUCAACUUGCUGAAGAUUGUAGUAGCUGACAGGGCAAAAAAAAGCAUCACCCAAGGACUAAAUUUUGAAUGUUACAUAUUGCUACUGCUUUAUGUGGGUCUGUCUUGUAAGUGGUGCUCUGAUCAUAACACAAAUAUAUGGUGGCACCUCUAGACAAAAGUUGCUUUGAUAGAGCACUUUUCACUUCCAGUUAAUUUUGACAGAUAAAUGUCUCGGAUAAUCUGAAUUGAAAUCUCCACGUGUCAUUACAAUGGAUUUAUAGGUUUAUGAGUUGCAGGUACGGCUUCUUGUUCUUUGCUAUUGAGUUUACAUAGUUUCCUCCCGCCCCCUGCCCUAGUUUCUUAUUAUUGAUGCCUGUGAAUAUUUUUCUUUAAAAGGCUGCUGUUUUGUUAUCUUCUCAAACUGUGCUCCUGAAUUGUUUUUAUUUAUCUCCAUGUCUUUCUUAUGUGUUUGGUCUCCUGCCUUUCCCCCUCUCCCUUGUUGAAUAAAGAUAUGAAAAUUAA